GCAGUGAGCCUCGGACAGUGCUCGGCUCCAGCGCUUUAUUUUAAGAUGAUCGGCCAAGGUCUUUGCAGAUAGAUUUUAUCUGAAGUUAAAUAGCAGGCGCUCGCCGCUUACUCGCCAAUAAGUCAUUUUUAAUAGAGACAAAUCGCUCUGGACGCUCCGGAGCGUCGGUGCCGCCGUUCCUGCCCGCGCCCCCCGCCGAAGGCGAGCGGGCAGCCCGGGCAGCUCCCUCCUCCCGUAAGUGUCCUGCUCGGCGGAUCCAGAGCGCGGCCGUGUGCGGAGAAGGGGAGGCAAGGGGGGGAGAGCCUGCCAGCCGCCCCGUCGCCCUGACAGUGCCUGCGCUGGAUGCACAGCGGCCGCGGGACACCUCGGCGAGGAGAUGCGCAGGGGUGGUGGGCUGCGCCGCGGCACUCAGCCUCUCUAGGCUCGCCCAUGGAGCGUCCCGCGGAGCCCCGUCCGCCGUCGGAUCCCCCACGCCGCUGGUGAGAGCUCUGCUUGUUCUGUAAAGUGGAUGUCAGGUGGAUCUAUGUUCUGGAAGGAACAAAGAGGCAGCGAAAGCAGCGCGGGGGAAGUUUGAGCGGCGAGGAUGCAGGCUGUGUACUGGUACGCGGUCCUUUUGCUGCAGCCCACUCUCUACCUGGUUACCUGUGCAAAUUUAACAAAUGGAGGAAAAACAGAACUUCUAAAAUCAGGAAGCUCCAAAUCCACACUAAAGCACAUAUGGACGGAAAGUAGCAAAGACUUGUCCAUCAGCCGACUGCUGUCACAGACUUUUCGUGGAAAGGAAAAUGAUACAGAUUUGGACCUGCGAUAUGAUGCCCCAGAAACUUAUUCUGAGCAAGAUCUCUGGGACUGGCUGAGGAACUCCACAGAUCUGCAAGAGCCUCGGCCCAGAGCAAAGAGACGGCCCAUCGUCAAGACUGGGAAAUUUAAGAAAAUGUUUGGCUGGGGAGAUUUUCAUUCCAACAUCAAGACUGUGAAGCUAAAUCUGUUAAUAACAGGGAAAAUCGUUGACCAUGGCAAUGGGACGUUUAGUGUUUACUUCAGGCAUAACUCCACUGGUCAAGGGAAUGUAUCUGUGAGCCUAGUGCCCCCUACAAAAAUAGUGGAAUUUGACUUGGCACAACAGACAGUGAUUGAUGCCAAAGAUUCCAAGUCCUUUAACUGUCGAAUCGAGUAUGAAAAGGUUGACAAGGCUACCAAGAAUACACUCUGCAACUAUGACCCUUCAAAAACCUGUUAUCAGGAGCAGACCCAGAGCCACGUGUCAUGGCUCUGCUCCAAGCCCUUUAAAGUAAUCUGUAUUUACAUUUCAUUUUAUAGUACAGAUUAUAAACUAGUACAGAAGGUGUGUCCUGAUUACAACUACCACAGUGACACGCCCUACUUCCCUUCAGGGUGAGGACCAACUUGUGUCUGAGACUGAAGCCUGGGGAAUAAAAGAGUUCGAAUGACAGGGCUGUAACCUCAAGGAGGAAGGCCACAUUUAUUGCCUGGAAUGUGUCUACCUGCUGCUGAUGAUGUCAAAUGGCUGCAAAUAUGUAGUGGAAAACAAUCUAAUGUUAUUUUUGUCCAGUCAGCUCCAUGUAUCAAUCUAGGUGUGAAUCACUAUGGAUUUGAAAUAAACCCAUAUACAUACACAGAGACACACACACACAUACCUUUCAGCGCACAUUAUUGAGAUUCCUGUUAAGAAAUCUUUCAUUGUCUGAUAUCUAAGGAUUCAGCAUAACCUAUCAUCAAGCAAAAUGGAUUAACUAGACAGUACAAGGUUUCUAACGCAGACUGUUAUGGAAAUCUCCGUGAAAGUCCUUUGAGUACAUGCCAAUCAAUAAUCCCCACUCAUGCAUUCUACUGCUUGGAGUAGCUGUACUGGUAAAUAAUACUGUAGGAAUAAAUACUUGUUAAAGUGGGAAAAAAAAGUGUGUUUAGAGUUCAGUAUUCCGUAUUAUAUGAACACAGCAAAGUGUCAUGACUUUUCCCAGCACACAGUAGGCACAUUCAAGGUGGUGUUGGUGGCUCUUUUUCCAUGGAGCAAGCCUGUUUCUAGUAAAGAUGGGCAAACAUUUGGAAUUUACAUGUGAGCAGACAUUCUGGUUUAAUGUUUCUCUGACUCUUUAAGCUCUGAUUCUUAAAACUUGUUUGAGUUUAGGCCAGCUAAACUACUUAGAAACUGGAAUUGAUCUCUAAGAAGGAAAAUGCCUGACGGAGAACAUGUAAGUUAUAAGUGGCUGUCUUAUCUUUAUUACAAAAUAUUGUAACAAAUUCAAUAUCCUAGUCUUCAUUUGUAUGAAUGGUUUGUAUUGUACAUAAUUUAACCAGUGUUAUUUGAGCUGCUUAUUAAUAUUAACUUGUAAUUGUCUCUCUGCUUGUUAUUGGUUAAAACAAUCAAGGAAAUGAGGAAUCCAUUUUAUCAAUGUAGCUGUAAACUCCAUUAAAAGACAGAACUAUGUACAAAGCAUUUACUCAGCUAAAGUAUUGUUGAAAGCUAUACAUAUACAACAUUACAGUCUGUCUGUAUUUAGAUAUUUUAUUUCCAGAGGAAAAAAAUGGACUGUACAUAAAAAUAAAAAAAUCUUAAAGUUGAGUUUCAAUAUGUACUGUGUAGAUAGUAGUUUAAAUAGUUCUGACAAGCGGGUAAUACUCCAAGUCUAACAUGAUUUUCAGUAUUGUCUCUUUGCAUAUGUACAUAUAUAGACAUCUAUUUAUGAAUUUGUGUGUGUGCAUAUUUGUGUGUGUAUAAGUACAUGUGUGUGUGAGUGCUCAAAUACAGAUAUAUGUUGAAUACACAAAACUUUCUUGGGCCCUUUUCCUAGCAAGGAGAUCUUAUUACUGAAGGUCUUGCUAGUUCAAGCAGAAGCCCGCACUCCGAUAAGAAAUUACAGGUGCAGGGCUUUGUUUAAAAUAAGUCAUUAUAAUUAAGAAGUGGGAAAACAUAGAGCCACUCUGUGUAUAAAGGCCUGUCAUUGCCUUAAUUCUAGCCUCCUGUGAGGUACUGAUCUCUAUGGAAAGAAGAGAUCCCUUUUUAUGGUACUAGGGAAUUUUCUUCCUGUAAGAAAAAGCUCAUAGCUUUUAUAUAUAUAUAUAUAUAUAUAUAUAUACAUAUUUUGUGGAUAGUGGCAUACUUUACCCCUAACAUCCAGAAAACCAGCAACUGUAAGAAGUCCAUGCCUAAAAAAAGGCUGCCCAAAGAUGAAUUCAGUAUUUCAUAUCAUAUCUUUCAGAAUUAUCAUUCCUGGAAAUGUUUUCUUUCCCCUUCUUGGAUCACAGCUGCAAGUGCAAAUAUGGGUCAGCUUCCAACUAGGUGCAGCAUUAUGAACUGCCUCUCCAAAAUCCCAAUAAACUCUCCACUUGUGUUUCAAGAACUGUAAAGCUCAAAACAACUACUGGUUGAGGACUUCUCUUGCUGAAAUGUGCAGUUAAAUGAGAAUGGAGCAAAGUAAAUGGAUAACAUUAUUGAAAGUAAAUGUUUUCCCACUGGUGUACCAGUAGGAGAGGAGACUGUCAUAUUAUUAUUACUUUGGCUUCUUUGAAUAGAUAUGCCUGUGGGAAUUUCUUCAUUAUGUAUGACAUCUCCCAGGAUAAAAUUGUGACCCCAGACCAUGUGCAGAUUUGGAGAAAGACAUUUUCCAAGCCCUGUAGUUCAUAUUCUGAUCUCAUUCAGGAAUAUGCUGACACACAAAACUUUUUUUUCCUUUGACAGGGAUUAUGAUUAAACUGGUAGUGUUUACCCCUUGUGCUCUAUGAAAAUUAAUUGUUGUGAAUAUAAACCAUAAAAUAAUUUGUGUUGCUGCCAAUAGUUAGAUCUUGGAUCUAUUAAAUCAAUGGGAAUUUUUCUAUUGAUUUCAGUAUAAAUUUCCAUUUAAUAGUAUGUAGAACUCCAGUGUUAAAUUCAAUUAACAAUCUUAGCAACCUGUACAACAACUGAGCAUUAUAUGGUUUGUUUAUAUUCCUGGAAAAUGGAUGUGAAAUACUAUUGCUGGUACAGUUUCAUUAUUUUCUAUAUUUUUUAAAACUUCCCAUAAAAAUGUGUGAAAUAUAUACAUUCUGUUCAUAUAUAAAUAUUUGUCCACUUUUCAGGUAACAUCCAUACAACGAGGAAUUAUUCAUCAUGCAAUGGUUUUGACCCUACUAAUUGUGGUUGUUGGUAUUUUAUCUGCCUCUGGUCACAGUCAUUCAUACUAAUAAUUAGUCUAAAGCCUUUGAAGGAUUUUCUAUUCUUCAUAAGCUAUUCUUCUUCAUUGUUGAGUUUGAACUUGAAAGAGUUCUUUUGGUGAUUGAGUUGUGAAACAGUGAUCUAAUAUCAGAAUAGAUAAUGUAUUACUUAGGUGCUAGUUCAUUGCAUUUCAUUCAAUCUAUUUGGGAAAUAUUUUGUGUUUACUAAUUUUGUUGAAGAAUGUUUUUGGUUUUGUCAUUUGAAAAAGGAUUUUAAUGAACAUGAAUGUGUUAAGUCAGUUAAACAAUGUAUGUAUGAGUGUCUGGGUCUUGCACAUGAACAAUGCCUUAAUGGAGUGCUAGGCCAGGCAAAUGUUGUCACACUAUAACUCAUUAAUUCUAGAAGUAAUAAAGAUGUAUAUCUCUAAAGGUA
This is a messenger RNA of Parus major (Great Tit), 4585 nucleotides long. It is a transcript of the gene NXPH1, whose product is annotated as neurexophilin 1. The transcript has 3 exons. The record is from RefSeq and is a predicted model, not a curated record. Gene Ontology annotation, molecular function: signaling receptor binding. NCBI's taxonomy places the organism in Eukaryota, Metazoa, Chordata, Aves, Passeriformes, Paridae. The coding region runs from base 584 to 1399 and encodes 271 amino acids.